UUUUGCGUCUGUCGCAUUUUAUAGCUGGCACUCUUGCAGUGGCAAAGUGAAAGUUGUUUCUCCCAACAACAGGAUUCAAAAUCAAACCUUUCACAAAAAAAAAACGUAACAAACUCUUCGAGUUCCACCGCUAAACCCGCGUCGCUUGUUUCGCCAGUCCGAGUUGGAGACUCAACAACAUUCAUGGACGAGUCGGGUUCCGCUUCCUCUCCGCUGCGCCCGGUAACAGUGGACGGAGCCGACGCUGACGCCGCGCUGUCGAAGUCGAGGUUUCUGACUCGGGAAGAGGUUCUCAGGCGGCGGCUCCGGCGAGUGAAGCAGCUAGGGCGGUGUUAUCGGGCCCACUAUUGGGCCCUAAUGGAGGAGCUCCGGUCGAAGUACAGAGACUAUAGCUGGACCUACGGAAAGAGCCCCUUCAAGGAGGGUCACAAUGAGACGGACAUCGACCAUCAAAACGGCGGCGUCCCUGCUCUCGGUGGCGGCCACGACAUCGUGCGGUGUCGUUUCAGCGGCUGCAAGACUAAGGCCAUGGCUUUGACGACAUACUGUCACUCUCAUAUAUUGUCCGAUUCCAAACAGAGGCUUUACCAUGGAUGCAGAGCCGUCGCCAAAAAGUGAGUUUUUUUUUUUAGUUUUCAAAACUGUUUUCUGAUAUUUCCAAAUUGAAAAUGCAUUUAUGGAUGUUGAAGUGAAAUUGGGAUUUGUUUGACGUGAAAAGCUAAAAAGAUAAUGAAAGUUAUAUUAUAGUCGGUGUUGCUAAUCUUCUAAGGUUGGCUUUGUAGUGUGCUUUUGGGAUUGGGUUCAGGUUUAGGGUUUAAAAAAGCUUGGUUAUUUUUAAUUUCGUGUACUAUGUGUAGAACUUCAGAAUUGGGUGUUUGGGUAAGUUGUUCAAAAUUCGAGGUUCAAGCAUUUUCAACCAUUGUACAGUAAAAAAAACAGUCGGUGUUUAUGUUUCUUCUGAGUUCUUUCUGUGCUUCAGUUUUGUUGUGGAGAAAUUUGUUUUCUAAUUGUAUUUUAAAGAUAAAUAGCCACUAUAUCAUUCUUUUUUCAACCACCGUGCACUUUAGAGGCUCACUCUUCCAUCACAUUAUUUCAGUUAUGGCUACCUCAAAUCAAACAGUUCUUGGGUUUAUGAACCAAAAUAUUUCACUGAGUCCACGUCUAACUAAGGUCAUUUUGGUGCUCGAAAUCUACUUUAUUAGAAAAAAUGUGCAACCUAGUGCCUACUGAUGUCAUAUGAAAGUUUCUAAUGUUUACAAAGAAUGAAUGCAUUUCAAGACCAGUCAGAUUUCGCUGUCUGAAAAAGUAUUUUGAUUCACAUUUUGAGAGUUUUUAGCCCAUUGCACUGGACCGAUCAACAUGUCUUUAUGGAUUCAAAUUCUGUACAGCGUGUUUGAAUCAUCUAGAAUAAGGAUCUUGAGAGUUCAUAGUUCUCAAUAAUAGGACAGAAUUAGUAGAAAAAUAUUGACCAACAUUAUCCAUUGUGAGAGACUGAUUCCUUAAAACUUGUAAAAAUUGCUAUGAACAAUAUAAAGUUUUAUCUCUUUCCCUUUUAUAUCUUUCUUGAUGGAAAUCAAGAUACAUACUUAACCAAGCAGAGACAGGC
Molecule: messenger RNA, 1606 nt
Organism: Vigna umbellata (rice bean)
Lineage: Eukaryota; Viridiplantae; Streptophyta; Magnoliopsida; Fabales; Fabaceae
Source: RefSeq, a predicted model, not a curated record